UGGGGCGCGCCCCAAGCCGUCAUUGUCCCUGCCGGCGCCUCCCUGCCCUCUGGAUGCGGCGCUCUGGCCCUGGGCACCUGCAUUCCGGGGCACCACCCUUACUUAAUACGGACAGACUGAGGUUCCCCGGCUCUGACCGCGUUGCUCUUUCGUUUACUUAUGCAGGGGGAGCUGAGGAUCUGGUGCCAUGGCUUUGAUUACCCUGCGCAGAAACCUUUGUCACCUAACUGAAUUUCGGAGCCACAGGGCGCUGGCUGUUCUGAAACAUCAACCCAUCCCAUCCGGUCACAGGGUCAUGAAGGUGCCGCUGUGCCCCUGGUUUUCAGUACAGCCUGGGCUUUUCAAGGUCCGGUUCCAUCAUGCCUGCUGCAAAAAAUUCCAUUCGGAAAAUGGAAACGACCUGCACCCCCUGGAUGAGCCCGGCUUCCCCCCGGUGCCAGACUGGGACGGGCUUGAACACGGUCUGACAGGUGCAGAAGAGCAGGUGUUCUACAGGAGACUGAGCCAGUUCACUUCGCCACAAGAAGUGUUAAGUUUUAUAAGCACCCAGCAGGCACUGUCCGACGCCAUGGCGGCCGGAGCCUUCCAGCGCAUCUGUGAAAUGGAGAACCAAGGUGGGGGCCCAGGGCCGCCAAAGGAAAUCCUGGGGAACAGCACCUUUCAAGCUCUGUGUGUUCAGGUGGGGCGGGAGCCCUCCUACCUGUCAAACAGCAGCGUGGUGGCCGCCCUGCAAGCCCUCUCGCUGUUGGAUGUGGGUCCCCAGAGACGCUUGCUACUGAAGCUGGUGGCCGAGUGCCAGCAUCGCCUGCAGAGGAGGGCCCUGGAUGUCCACAGCCUCUGUGCUAUCGCCGAAAGCCUGGUCAAACUGCAAGGUCCAGGUUGUCCUAUGCUCAGGCCCAUUAUGGAUGAGCUUCAGGCCGAAAACCUGGGAAACUUUACCCCCGAGGAUAUCAUGGCCCUUUAUCGGACACUGCAGCUGUGUGCCGAAAACGUGGACCAGCACCAGGAGUUUCUAAAUAAGAUCAAUGACUUCACUCUCUCCAUAGUUGCCACCCUGAGUCCCACAUCCAUAAGCCAGACGCUCACCACCCUCGUAGUCCUUGACCAGACGCAGGCACUCCCCCUGGUCAUAAAGCUGGGGCGGUAUGCGGUGAGGCACGUCCCGCACUUCACUGACGAGGAGCUGGACAGGGUCUUGGAGGCGUUCAUCUACUUUGGGCACAGUGACAGGUUCUUCACGAAAGCCCUGGAGCAGCACGUAGCGCCGCUGUGCCCGCAGCUGGACCCCCGGCUGGUGAGCAGGGUCAUGGAGUACUGCGGGCAGAAGCUGAUCCUGUCCAGGCCCAUCCUGAGCGCCGUGGCGGAGACUUUCGUUCAGCAGUCGGAAAAAUUUUCGCCUCGCCAGAUUGCAGUGCUGAUUGAACCGUUUGGAAAGCUCAAUUAUUUGCCGCCAAAUGCCUCUGCUUUAUUCAGGAAGCUAGAAGAUAUACUCUUCACGCAGUGCGAUUUUUUCCCACCCAAAGCACUGUUGAAACUGCUGCAUUCGUGUUCGCUCAUUGAACGUCAUCCGGUCAACUUCAUGGCAAAAAUAUUCAGCCCUUAUUUUCUUCAGCAGCUGCAAGGCGAGGAGCCCUAUUUGGACAGACUGAGCCUGGCACAGCUGACCCAGCUCUUCGUGACCUCGGCCCUCGAGUGCCCUUUCUACAAGGGUCCCCGGCUGCUCCCUAAGUUUCGAGUGAAGUCAUUUCUCACCCCUUGCUGCUCCCUGGAGACCCCAGUGGACUUCCGGCUUUACAAGUCCGUGAUGGCGGGGCUGAUCGACCUGUUAGGAGCAAGAUGCUACUUUGCUUCCCGCGUGCUGACGCCCUUCGGCUACACCAUCGAUGUCGAAAUCAAACUAGAUGAAGAAGGAUUUGUGCUGCCACUGGCAGUUGAUGAAGAUGUGCACACAAGGCUCGCGCUGUGCCUCGAUGGCCCCAAGAGGUUCUGCGUGAACAGCCGGUGCCUGCUGGGCCGGGAGGCCACCAAGCAGCGGCACCUGCGCCUGCUCGGCUACCAGGUGGUGCAGGUACGACCCGCGGCCGGCUCGCUGCCCGACUCCCGCGCGCCCCGGCUAGUCGGGCGUGACGCUGCCCGCUUCGGGCUGGAGCAAGCCAGACGCUCACCACCCUCGUAG
Molecule: messenger RNA, 2176 nt
Organism: Condylura cristata (star-nosed mole)
Lineage: Eukaryota; Metazoa; Chordata; Mammalia; Eulipotyphla; Talpidae
Gene: FASTKD3
Product: FAST kinase domains 3
Exons: 5
Coding region: 188-2176 (662 amino acids)
Biological process (GO): mitochondrial RNA processing; regulation of mitochondrial mRNA stability
Cellular component (GO): mitochondrial matrix; ribonucleoprotein granule
Molecular function (GO): RNA binding
Source: RefSeq, a predicted model, not a curated record